ACCCGAAGGCAUCGGAUCCAUCAUGGUUUGACACAGAACAGACCGUGCCACAACGGAUUGUAAGGUGUGUAGUAGGUUGUGUAGAUUGUGAGCUCUUUCGACAGGUCGAUUGGUCGAAAUCUAUGUCGGCGGUUAUGCACUUACGCAAGUUUCUAAGAUAUGUUUGAGUCGCCUAAAGCGGUUAGUGCAAGGUGAAGGCAUAUACGCUCAUGGGCUUCCCACGCUGCAUCGAUACACAUCAACACCGCUUUAACCCCACCUGAACAGACUCGGUCAGUUGUGUACCUCAAUCGCCACAAUGAUGUCCUCCUCCAGUUCACCUGGGACAGACCUAGGGCUCAGGCGCUUCUUCACCAUUCCGCGCGAGACAAUCCGAGCCAGCCUUUCGAUCCUCGAGAACAUCACUUCACGCGAAGGGCGGAUCGGCAUCGACCAAAAGCUUGUGGAAUUCGGUCGGAACAUACUCGAGGAUCGUGCUUACCAGUGGCCUCUGCCCGUUCAAGCUGAGUCCGACCUGAGCUUGAAGCUUCAUAAACUAUACUUUUUGACAAUCGCGCAACUGAUCCAGUUUGACUGCGAGAGUCGCUUGGGUAAUCAAGGGCUGGCCAAAUAUGUGGUCCCGUUUCCGCAGUUCUUUACCCACAGCGUCCACGUCGACGGGAGGGGAUACCUUGAGGAAGGCGACACGCUCAACAUCCGCCAUUUGGUGAAUGCUACCAGAUCGAGGAGACUCAAAAGGAUGGUGUACCAGGACUACAUCCUUGAUUCGCCCGAAUGUGAUGAAUCAUUUGAAAAGUUCAUCGCAGCAGCCGAGUUCAAAAGCGAAUUCUAUGCUCAUGACCAUAUUCGCCAGACUUGCCAGCCCGUGCUGCCAAAGAUUCCCCACUAUCUGAAAAACGUACUUUUCGUGAAUGAGUUUCGGCAGGACAAAACGUUGAGCGAACACAGUCGUGGGGAUGAAAUUUACGUCGACAAGGAACAUGGCUCACCCAUGCGGCGUUGGUCGAUCAACGACAGUGAAGUCUCCGAGCCUAUUCUUACACCGCCUGACACUCGUGGUUCUUCCCCUUUUGCCGGACAUAUGACCGCAGAGAGCGACAUCAGCACCGAACAGCUCAAAGUUUCGUACAUCGCCGUCUUUGAGACCCGAAACGAGAAGGUAAACAUGAUGAUCGACACAAACGAUACACCGGGCAAGCAGGUGGAUGCAGUUAGAGAGAUAUGGUCAUGGCUGGCAAACAAAGGUUACGGCAAUGUUCGACUUCAGGAUGUGGUUGAGUUGGCACAGAAAAUGGCGGCGAAAUGAGAGUGGAGUGGCAUGACUCCUGCUAGACACGUUACGAAGACUAUAUGAGACUGAGAAGGAUUGAGUGGAAGAAAUCACGAUGUCGGACAUAUUGAUGCACAUGUU
Molecule: messenger RNA, 1411 nt
Organism: Dothidotthia symphoricarpi CBS 119687
Lineage: Eukaryota; Fungi; Ascomycota; Dothideomycetes; Pleosporales; Dothidotthiaceae
Exons: 2
Coding region: 299-1306 (335 amino acids)
Source: RefSeq, a predicted model, not a curated record